Molecule: messenger RNA, 16789 nt
Organism: Perca fluviatilis (European perch)
Lineage: Eukaryota; Metazoa; Chordata; Actinopteri; Perciformes; Percidae
Gene: ubr4
Product: ubiquitin protein ligase E3 component n-recognin 4
Exons: 104
Coding region: 29-15412 (5127 amino acids)
Molecular function (GO): zinc ion binding; protein binding
Source: RefSeq, a predicted model, not a curated record
GCUAGUUAGUUUUCUAUGGGAUUUCAAGAUGGCGUCGAGUGGAGGAGAUGGGGAACACGAAUGGACAGCGGCAGUACGGCCGCUUUUAUCAGCUUCGUACACCGCUUUUGAAACGAAGGAGCUACCUCAGCUUAUUGGGUCUAUAAUCAACAGUGAAUCAGACAUCCUUCACCAUGACAAACAGUAUGAGCCUUUCUACUCAUCAUUCGUGGCACUCUCUGCACACUACAUCACCACAGUAUGUGGGCAAAUACCGAGAAAUCAGCUGCUGUCGGUUGCUGCAGCGUGCAAAGUAUUGAUUGAAUUCUCACUGCUGCGCUUGGAGAACCCAGAUGAGGCAUGUGCGGUAUCACAGAAACACCUGAUUCUUCUAAUAAAAGGUCUUUGCAUUGGCUGCAGCAGACUAGAUCGCACAGAAAUCAUUACUUUCACUGCUAUGAUGAAAUCUGCCAAGUUGCCUCAAACCGUCAAGACCCUUUCAGAUGUGGAAGAUCAGAAGGAGUUGCCCAGUGCUGUGAACCCAGAACUUCGACAAAAAGAAGUACAAAUGAACUUCUUUAAUCAACUGACUUCAGUUUUUAACCCUGACCUUACCACCAUCUUGGCCUCCCCAUCAGCAGCACACAUGCAGGCAGAGAGUGAUUGCGAUGACCAAACCACAGAUCAAGCCAUUCAGGCCAAAAUGAAAAAUGCCUUUGUCUCUCAGAAUGUGUCAAGCUUACAGGAACUUGGUGGGUCUGAGAAGUUGCUUCGUGUGUGCCUCAACCUGCCCUACUUUCUGCGCUACAUCAACCGUUUCCAGGAUGCUGUAUCAGCCAACUCUUUCUUCAUCAUGCCUGCUACAGUGGCUGAUGCCACUGCUGUCCGCAAUGGAUUUCAUUCACUGGUGAUAGACGUAACCAUGGCUUUGGACACACUUUCCCUGCCUGUACUGGAGCCCUUGACGCCAGGGAGAUUACUGGAUAUGACCGUGCUGGCUUUGAGCUGUCUCUAUGCUGGUGUGAGUGUUGCCACUUGCAUGGCCAUUCUGCAGGUAGGUAGCGGCUUGCAGCUUCGCUCAACCUCCACUGGGACUAAAGAGGAGGACUAUGAAAAUGACGCAGCCACAAUUGUCCAGAAAUGUCUGGAGAUCUAUGAAAUGAUUGGACAAGCCAUCAGCAACUCCCGCAGAGCUGGAGGAGAGCAUUAUCAGAACUUCCAGCUGCUUGGAGCCUGGUGCCUUUUAAACAGCCUGUACCUGAUUCUUAACCUGAGCCCCACUGCCCUGGCGGAUAAAGGGAAAGAGAAGGAUCCCCUGGCUGCCCUGCGUGUCCGUGAUAUUGCUGCUCGCACAAAGGAUGGUGCAGGAUCACCUAAACUUGGUCCUGGCAAAGGACACCAAGGGUUUGGUGUUUUGUCAGUUAUCCUGGCAAACCACGCCAUCAAACUUUUGACUUCGCUUUUCCAGGAUCUGCAAGUUGAGGCUCUGCACCGAGGUUGGGCGAGUGAUGGGCCUCCAGCUGAGCUCAACAUCAUGGCACAGAGCACUUCCAUCCAGAGGGUCCAAAGGCUCAUCGACUCCGUGCCCCUGACCAAUCUACUCUUCACCCUUCUCUCCACUUCCUACAAAAAGGCUUGUGUUCUCCAACGCCAGAGGAAGGGCUCCGUCAGCAGUGAUGCCAGCGCUUCCACAGAUUCAAACACCUACUAUGAGGAUGAUUUCAGCAGUACAGAGGAGGAUAGCAGUCAAGAUGAUGACAGUGAACCCAUCUUGGGGCUUUGGUUUGAAGAGACAAUUUCGCCCACCAAAGACAAAGUCGCUCCCCCACCCCCUCCACCCCCCCCACCUCUGGAGACCUCUCCCAGACUGAAGAGCCCCAGCAAGCAGAAUCCAAGUGAGAAUGGCAACAUUUUAGCUGGCCGCAAAGACCCAGAACUGUUCCUCAGUUUAGCUUCCAGCAUUCUGAACUUCAUCACCACCGCAAUGCUCAAGUCCAGGAACAACUUCAUCCGCAACUACCUGAGCGUGUCUCUUACAGAGCAGCACAUGGCUACACUAGCCAGCAUCAUCAAAGAUGUGGACAAAGAUGUCAAAGGCUCCUCAGAUGAAGUGUUUUCUUUAGCUCUAUAUCACUUCAACCACACCCUGGUAACAUCAGAUCUUCCAUCCCCGGCCCUGCAGAGCACCCUUCUUCAGCAGUUAGGUGUUGCGCCCUUUUCAGAGGGUCCCUGGCCUCUGUACAUUCACCCUCAGUCACUAUCCGUGCUCUCCAGACUUCUACUCAUAUGGCAGCACAAAGCAAGUGUGCAAGGGGAGCCAGAUGUACCGGAGUGUAUGAAGGUCUGGGAAAGAUUUUUGGGAACUUUGAAGCAGCACACUAUCCAGGGUUCUGUGCCUGGAGAAGACGACCUUAAUGUAGAGCACCUCCAGCUCCUGCUGCUCCUUUUCCACAAUCUGUCAGAACGUGGUCGGCGGUCAGUCCUGACCCUGGUCACCCAAGCCAUCACUGAAGUGGCUCAGAGCAAAGAUUCUCAGCUGAAGGCAGUGCCCCUCAACCUGGCCCGCCUGUGUCUGGUUUUUGACUACCUGCUGCGCCACUACUCCAAGGCGCCCUUGUACCUUUUUGAACAGGUGCAGUAUAACCUCCUGACCCCACCAUCCACCGGGCCGAGUUCUGUUCAGGAAGGUGGCAAACGCAGCGGGCUCCCACUUUACUAUUUUUGGAUUAAAGUAGAUGAGAAAAUAAUAUUCUAUUUUCAUGCAUUUCAUCCUUUCUUAGAUUCAAAUAAUCAGCCCAAAUUCUACUGUGUUCUGUCCCCUGAGGCAUCUGAAGAUGAUAUCACCAGACUGGACAGCAAGGUCUUUCCAAAGCUGUUCAAUGGAGCAGUUAAAUAUGAUGAACUGUAUGCGUGGCUCAUCUCACUGCUGGUGGCAGGCUCUCAGUUUGACACAGCAAAAAGACAGGAGAACAAGCCAGUCACUCCUAUGGAGGCAUGCUCCCUUCAGUACUACUUCCUGAUACUGUGGAGGAUCCUGGGUGUUUUACCACCCUCAAAAGCCUACAUGGAGCAGCUAAAGACUGGCUGCAUCGAUCCCAGUGAGAGUGACAUCCUGCACACCCUGCGAUGGUCCUCACGUCUCCGGGUCUCUACCUACGUAAAUUGGAUCAAGGAACACUUGGUGAAGCAGGGAAUGAAAGCAGACCAAGCAGCCUCUCUGGUUGAGAUGACGGUUGCUAAGUGCAGCACCGUUAAAUACGACGUGGAGCUAGCAGAGGAGUACAUUGCCAGACAGAUUUCCACCUUCUCCAGUGUAGACCCGAACGCCAUCCUUCCACUUGAUCAGUUACCCUCUCUACAAGCCAUCUAUACACUGGAUGCAGUCAUCUCUAAAGUGCAGGUUUCCCUCGAUGAGCAUUUGUCCAAGGUUGCCAUUGAGGCAGACGCCCACAAGUCAUCUGAGGUCACAAAGAACCUACUGCCUGCCACACUACAGCUUGCUGAUGUUUACACAGCAUUUACAAGGUCUUACUUACUACUGAACAUCCCAGACGAAGGGGAGAACAAGCUUACAGAGGCCAAGCUCCAAGGUUAUGCUGCAGUUCUGUCUAUUGGCUCCACCCGCUGCAAAGCCAACCUGCUGGGUCAUAAUAUUAUGCAGAACCUACCAUCGGCUGUACAGACAAUAUGUGAGACUUGGAACGGCAUCCACACCAAUGAAUUCCCCAACAUUGGCUCAUGGCGAAAUGCAUUUGCCAAUGAUACCAUUCCAUCAGAGAGCUACAUCAGUGCCAUCCAAGCAGCUCACCUGGGCACAUUGAGUUGUCAGUCCUUGCCUCUGGCCUCUUCUCUUAAACACAUCCUGCUCUCUUUGGUUCGCCUCACUGGCGACCUCAUUGUCACAGAGGAGCUGAAUCCUUCACAGGUUGUGCGCACUUUGCUGCCCCUCCUCCUGGAGAGCAGCACAGAGAGUGUAGCUGAGAUCAGCAGCACCUCACUGGAGCGCAUCCUUGGCCCAUCAGAGUCAGACGCCUUCCUAGCCCGCAUCUACGAGCGUUUGGUCACCGGGUGUUACAACAUCAUUGCCAAUCACUCAGACCCAAACAGUGGUUUGGAUGAGUCUGUCCUUGAGGAAUGCCUUCAGUACCUUGAAAAGCAGCUUGAGAGCAGUCAAGUCCGUAAGGCCAUGGAAGAGUUCUUUUCAUUCAGUGGUGAGCUCGUCCAGAUUAUGAUGGCAACAGCCAACAAAAGUUUAUCAGAAAAGUUCUGCAACAGGGUGCUGAAAUUCUUCACCAAGCUUUUCCAGCUCACGGAGAAGAGCCCAAACCCCAGCCUGUUGUGUCUGUGUGGCUCUCUGGCCCAGCUGGCCUGUGUGGAGCCAUCUCGUCUGCAGUCCUGGCUGACUCGAAUGACGGCCACCCCGCCAAAGGACUCUGAGCAGCUGGAAAUAGUGCAAGAAAACCGACAGCUCCUGCAGGUGCUAACCACUCAUAUUGUGCGUGACAACAGCCAGGUGGGCGAAGGAGUGUGCACUGUCCUCCUCAGCACACUCAUUCCCAUGGCAACAGACAUGCUGGCCAAUGGUGAUGGAACAGGCUUUCCUGAGCUCAUGGUCAUCAUGGCAACACUUGCCAGCGCAGGACAGGGGGCCGGUCACCUGCAACUGCACAGGGCAGCUAUCGACUGGCUGACCAGAUGCAAAAAGUAUUUAACACAGAAGAAUGUCGUGGAAAAAGUGAGCACAAACAUAUCCCAAGGAAAGCACGCCAGCAUGCUGGAAUGCUCGUGCCACAUCAUCUCCUAUCUGGCUGAUGUGAUGAAUGCCUUGCGGCAAAGCAGUGGCCAAGGCACCUCAGCACUGCUGAUGGAGGGAGAAGAGAAGGCCAUGGAAGUGGACUCGGACUGGGUGGAGGAACUUGCAGUAGAGGAGGAUGAUUCCCAAGCAGAGGACUCUGAUGAGGACUCCCUUUGCAACAAACUCUGCACCUUCACUAUUACUCAGAAGGAGUUCAUGAACCAGCACUGGUACCACUGUCACACCUGUAAGAUGGUGGAUGGGGUAGGUGUGUGCACAGUGUGCGCCAAGGUCUGUCACAAAGACCAUGAGAUCUCCUAUGCCAAAUAUGGCUCUUUCUUCUGUGACUGCGGUGCCAAAGAGGAUGGCAGCUGCCAGGCCUUGGUCAAACGCAGCCCCAGCAGCGGCAUGGGCUCCACCCUGAAAGAGUCUUCUGCCUUCCAGAGUGAGUUGCGUAUGCCCGACAGUGCUAUUCGCCACCAGAAUGCCUCACCUUCCGACAAGGGCAAGGUCACCAUCUGUGAUGGCAAACCUGGUGAUGAAGACAAACCUAAGAAGAGCAGUGUGUGCAAGAGCAUUGAGGGCUGCCAGGAAGAGCUAGUAUCACAAGUGAUGGGAUCAUCCACUGCAGCAGUCAUACUAGAGAUGCUCAUGUUUCUCAUGGAAGCCAUCCAGACCAACUUCCAGCAGGCAUCAGCAGUGGGAAGCAGCAGCCGGGCUCAGCAAGCACUCAAUGAACUGCAUACUCAGGACAAAACUGUGGAGAUGACUGACCAGUUAAUGGUGCCCACACUCGGCUCUCAGGAAGGGGCUUUUGAGAAUGUGAGGAUGAACUACAGUGGUGACCAGGGACAAACUAUACGCCAACUCAUUAGUGCGCAUGUCUUGCGUCGUGUUGCCAUGUGUGUCCUGUCUUCACCCCACGGCCGCCGCCAGCACCUUGCAGUCAGCCAUGAAAAGGGGAAGAUAACCGUUCUGCAGCUGUCCACUCUCCUGAAACAGGCUGACUCGAGCAAGAGAAAGCUAACACUGACCCGACUGGCCUCUGCUCCAGUCCCUUUCACUGUCCUCAGUCUCACAGGCAACCCUUGUAAUGAGGAUUACCUGGCUGUGUGCGGCCUCAAGGAUUGCCAUGUACUAACUUUCAGCAGCACAGGCUCUGUGUCAGACCAUUUGGUGUUGCAUCCACAACUAGCAACUGGCAACUUUAUCAUCAAAGCCAUUUGGUUACCAGGCUCACAGACUGAACUUGCUAUCAUCACUGCUGACUUUGUCAAGAUUUAUGACUUAUCAGCAGAUGCCCUGAGUCCUAUGUACUACUUCCUGCUCCCAAGUUCCAAGAUCCGUGAUGCUACCUUCCUGUUCAAUGAAGAGGGUAAAAACAUCAUCGUCAUCAUGUCUUCAGCAGGUUACAUGUACACCCAGCUCAUGGAUGAAUCCAGCAGUGCCCAACAUGGCCCUUUCUAUGUCACAAAUGUAUUGGAGAUAAACCACGAAGACUUGAAGGAUAGCAACGGGCAGGUAGCUGGCGGUGGUGUGUCUGUCUAUUACUCCCAUGUGCUUCAGAUGCUUUUCUUCAGCUACAGCCAGGGAAAGUCUUUUGCUGCCACAGUGAGCCGCAGCACCACUGAAGUGCAAAGGCUCUUCCCCAUCAACGUCAAAGGCUCGAAUGGCGGCAGCAGUAAGAUUUCGCCUGCUCUGUGCCAAUGGUCUGAGGUCAUGAACCACCCAGGCCUGGUGUGCUGCGUGCAGCAGACAACAGGCAUACCGCUUGUCAUCAUGGUCAAGCCAGACACCUUCCUCAUCCAAGAGAUUAAAACUCUGCCAGCCAAAGCCAAGAUUCAAGAUAUGGUAGCUAUCCGACACACGGCCAGUAAUGAGCAACAGCGUACAACCAUGAUUCUUCUCUGUGAAGACGGAAGCCUGCGAAUCUACAUGGCCAAUGUUGACAACACCUCUUACUGGCUCCAGCCAUCACUGCAGCCCAGCUGUGGCAUCAGUAUCAUGAAGCCGGUCCGCAAGCGUAAAGCUGCUGCUACUACUACCCGGACCUCCAGUCAGGUGACGUUUCCAGUGGAUUUCUUUGAACACAACCAGCAGCUGACAGAGGUGGAGUUUGGUGGCAAUGACUUGUUGCAGGUCUACAAUGGACAGCAGAUUAAACACAGGCUUAACUCCACUGGGAUGUAUGUGGCCAACACAAAGCCUGGGGGAUUCACUGUGGAAGCAGUCAACAACAACAGUUCAAUGGUGAUGACGGGUAUGCGGGUGCAGGUGGGCACUCAAGCCAUUGAGAGGGCUCCUUCCUACGUGGAGGUCUUUGGACGCACCAUGCAGAUAAACCUGACGAGAGCCCGCUGGUUUGACUUUCCCUUCACCAGAGAGGAGGCCCUGCAGGCGGACAAGAAGCUGUCUAUCUUUAUUGGAGCAUCUGUUGACCCAGCUGGAGUCACCAUGCUUGAUUCAAUCAAGAUCUACGGUAAAACCAAGGAGCAGUUUGGCUGGCCUGAGGAUCCACCAGAGGACUUCUCCUCUGCCUCGGUUAACAAUGUCUGCAGUCCCAACCUCAACCAGGGCAAUGGCACCUCUGAUGGAGACAUAGCCACUCCAACCACCACCAGCGGCACUGUGCUAGAAAGGUUGGUAGUCAGCUCCCUUGAGGCUUUGGAAAGCUGCUUUGCAGUAGGUUCAUCCAGUGAAAAGGAGAAGAAUAAGGCUGCAGCACUGGAGUUGGCCACUCUACUCCUGUCCAUGCCGACCCCGGCAGGUGUGCAGCAGCAGACCAAGGGACUUCUUGCCAGCCUGCACACCAGUCGAACUGCCUACCACAACCACAAGGACCAGUCCUUGCUGAGUAACGCAGUGCAGUGUCUGAAUAGUUGCAGCCGUGAGGGGAGGGAGCUCGACCCUGAUGUUUUCCAGAGGCUCGUGAUCACUGCCCGCUCCAUUGCAAUCAUGAGACCCAACAACUUGGUGCAUUUCACAGAAACAAAGUCAUUACACCAUGACUCUGAAAUGACAGAGGAUGGGCAAAAACAUGUGGAUGGUGAAAGUUGUAAUUUCAUCACGCAGCUGAUGAAUAACUUCUGGAAGCUCCAUGCCCUAAAACCAAAGAACGCCUUUCUUGCUCCUGCUUGCCUGCCUGGCCUAACUCAUGUGGAAGCAACAGUAAAUGCCUUGGUGGACAUCAUCCAUGCCUACUGCACAUGUGAACUGGAUUACAUCAAUGUUGCCUCCAAAAUCUAUAUGCAAAUGUUACUGUGCCCAGACACAUCUGUGAGCUUUGCUUGUAAGCAGGCUCUAAUCAGAGUGCUUCGACCAAGAAACAAACGGCGACAUGUGACCCUUCCAUCUCCCCCACGCUCCAACACACCUAUGGGAGACAAGGAUGAUGAUGACGACGACGAUGCAGAUGACAAAAUGCAGUCUUCAGUGCUGACUGGAGGAGAAGAGGGUAGACAGGAGAGUCAGGAGCAGAGUGAAGUGGACCAUGGCGACUUUGAGAUGGUGUCAGAGUCCAUGGUCCUGGAGACAUCAGAUAAUGUCAACAAUGGAAAUCCAUCUCCUCUGGAGGCUCUGCUGGCUGGAGCGGAGGGUUUCCCCCCCAUGCUGGACAUCCCUCCUGAUGCAGAUGAUGAAACUAUGGUAGAGCUGGCCAUCGCCCUCAGCCUUCAGCAGGAUCAACAAGGCAGUAGCAGCAGUGCCCUCGGUCUUCAGAGCCUUGGUCUGUCUGGCCAGGCCCCAAGCUCCUCUUCACUGGAUGCUGGCACCCUUUCGGACACCACCGCAUCAGCCCCAGCAUCAGAUGAUGAGGGCAGCACAGCUGCCACUGAUGGCUCCACGCUGCGGACCUCCCCAGCUGAGCAUGGCGGCAGUGUGGGCUCAGAGAGUGGAGGCUCUGCAAUCGACUCUGUAGCAGGGGAGCACAGUGUGUCUGGACGCAGUAGUGCAUAUGGGGACACAACAGUGGAAGGCCACCCUGCGGGUCCAGGCAGUGUGAGCUCCAGCACUGGGGCUAUCAGUACCACCACAGCCCAGCAGGAAGGCGAAGGCUCAGAGGGAGAAGGAGAGACCGAGGGAGACAUCCACACAAGCAACAGGCUACACAUGGUUCGUCUUAUGCUACUGGAGCGCUUGCUUCAGCAUCUUUCUCAGCUCCACAACGUAGGUGGAGUCCAAGCCAUCCCUUACAUGCAGGUUAUCCUCAUGUUGACUUCUGAUCUGGAUGGCGAGGAUGAAAAGGAUAAGGGUGCCUUGGAUGACCUACUAGCACAGCUUAUUGCUGAGCUUUGCAUGCACAAGAAGGACGUUUCCAAGAAGAAUGAGCGUAGCUCCAUCAAUGAAGUUCACCUAGUCAUCAUGAGACUGCUCAGCGUCUUCAUGUCUCGAACCAAGUCUGGCUCCAAAUCCUCUUCUGAGUCAUCCUCGCUUAUUUCGAACGCCACAGCGACUGCCUUGCUCAGCCUGGGUGCUAUUGACUACUGUCUCCACGUGCUCAAAUCGCUCUUGGAGUUCUGGAAGAGCCAACAGGGUGAAGAAGAGCCUGCGACCACCAGCCAGCUCCUCCGCCCACACACAGCCUCCUCUCCGCCAGACAUGAGCCCUUUCUUCCUGCGCCAAUAUGUCAAGGGACAUGCUGCUGAUGUGUUUGAAGCCUACUCCCAGCUAUUGACUGAAAUGGUGCUUCGGCUGCCGUAUCAGAUCAAGAAGAUUGCUGACACCAACCCACGUAUCCCACCUCCUGUCUUUGACCAUUCCUGGUUCUACUAUCUGUCUGAAUAUCUCAUGAUUCAACAGACACCAUUCGUCAGGAGGCAAGUCAGAAAGCUGUUGCUGUUUAUCUGCGGCUCAAAGGAAAAAUAUCGUCAGCUGCGCGAUCUGCACACUCUUGACUCCCAUGUUCGCAGCAUCAAGAAGCUCCUGGAGGAGCAGGGCAUCUUCCUCCGGGCUGGUGUGGUCACAGCCACGUCUGGGUCAGCUCUGCAGUAUGACACACUCAUCAAUCUAAUGGAACAUCUAAAAGCUUGUGCAGAAAUUGCCACUCAGAGGACGAUCAACUGGCAGAAGUUCUGCAUGAAGGACGACUCUGUGUUGUACUUCCUGCUCCAGGUCAGCUUCCUAGUGGAUGAGGGUGUUUCCCCAGUACUUUUGCAACUGCUCUCCUGUGCCCUUUGUGGCAGUAAGGUGCUGGCCAGCUCCUCCUCUUCAUCAUUCUCAGGAGGAGGAUCGAGUAGUGCUGGACAGGCAGGAGCUUCUCAGUCUUCUCAGAGCAAGUCCUCCAGUAAAAAGAGCAAAAAGGAGGACAGGGAAAAAGACAAAGAGGGUGAUGGAGUUGGCAGCCAGGAGGAUCAGCUGUGUAUGGCUCUGGUCAGUCAGCUUAACAAGUUUGCAGACAAGGAGACACUGAUCCAGUUCUUGCGUUGCUUCCUGCUGGAGUCAAACUCAUCUGCUGUGCGCUGGCAAGCCCACUGCUUGGCGCUUCAUAUCUACAGGAACUCCAGUAAAUCUCAGCAGGAGCUGCUACUGGAACUGACUUGGGCCAUCUGGCCUGAGCUGCCUGCAUAUGGCCGCAAAGCUGCCCAGUUUGUUGACCUGCUUGGAUACUUCUCACUCAAAACCCCUCAGACAGAAAAAAAGCUAAAGGAGUAUUCCCAGAAAGCUGUGGAAAUCCUGAGGGCACAGAACCAUAUCCUGACAAAUCACCCUAACUCCAAUAUCUACACCACUCUGUCUGGAUUAGUGGAGUUUGAUGGAUUUUUUCUGGAGAGUGACCCCUGCUUGGUGUGCAACAAUCCAGAAGUACCCUUUUCAAAUAUAAAACUGUCAUCUAUCAAAGUGGACACCCGCUACACCACCACACAGCAGGUUGUCAAGCUUAUUGGCAGCCACACCAUCAGCAAAGUCACAGUUAAAAUCGGUGACCUCAAACGCACCAAAAUGGUCCGCACCAUCAACCUCUACUACAACAACAGGACUGUGCAGGCUAUCGUGGAGCUGAAGAAUAAGCCCGCUCGUUGGCACAAAGCUAAGAAAGUUCAGCUGACCCCAGGACAAACAGAGGUGAAGAUUGACCUUCCUUUACCCAUUGUCGCAUCCAACCUGAUGAUCGAGUUCUCAGAUUUUUAUGAGAACUACCAGGCCUCCACCGAAACCCUCCAGUGUCCACGCUGCAGUGCCUCUGUGCCAGCAAACCCUGGAGUGUGUGGCAACUGCGGUGAGAACGUGUAUCAGUGCCACAAGUGCAGGUCUAUCAACUACGAUGAAAAAGACCCCUUCGGGGGGGCUGUGACCAACAUAAAUACCCUGCUGGACAAAGCUGACCGGGUUUACCAUCAGCUGAUGGGCCACCGGCCCCAGUUGGAGAGCCUCCUGUCUAAAGUCAAUGAGGCAGCACCAGAGAAACCACAGGAUGACACUGGAGCAGGUGCAGGACUUGGUACCUCCUCUGCUAAUGUGAACAGAUACAUUCAGCAGCUGGCUCAAGAGUACAGCGGAGAUUGCAAGACGUCAUUUGAUGAACUUUCCAAGAUUAUACAGAAAGUGCUUGCAUCUCGUAAAGAGCUCCUGGAGUAUGAUCUACAGCAGAGAGAGGCUGCCACCAAGUCAUCCCGCAGCAGCAGCAGCCACCAGCCCACCAUCACCGCCAGUCAGUACCGUGCCCUCUCUGUGCUGGGCUGCGGCCACACCUCCUCAAACAAGUGCUAUGGCUGUGCCUCAGCUGUCACGGGUCACUGCAUCACACUGCUUCGCGCACUGGCCACAAACCCAGCCCUCCGGCAGAUCCUGGUCCUCCAGGGUCUCAUCCGUGAACUGUUUGAGUAUAACUUGCGGCGAGGUACAGCAGCCAUGAGGGAGGAGGUGCGCCAGUUGGUCUGUCUCCUCACCAGAGAUCAUCCAGAGGCCACCCAACAGAUGAAUGACCUCAUCAUUGCCAAGGUGUCUGCUGCCCUCAAAGGCCACUGGGCCAAUCCUGACCUGGUCAGUAAUCUGCAGUAUGAAAUGCUGCUGCUGACAGACUCCAUUUCAAAAGAGGGAGGAUGCUGGGAGUUACGGUUGCGUUGUGCCCUCAGUCUGUUCCUCAUGUCGGUGAAUAUAAAGACGCCUGUAGUGGUGGAGAACAUUACUCUCAUGUGCCUGAGAAUCCUGCAAAAGUUGAUCAAGCCCCCUGCUCCCACAAGCAAGAAGAACAAGGAUGCUGCUAUUGAAUCCCUAACCACAGUCAGGCCCUACAGUAAUGAAAUCCAUGCCCAGGCCCAACUCUGGCUCAAGAAGGACCCCAAAGCAUCUUAUGAGGCCUGGAAAAAGUGUCUCCCAGCAAGAUGCCAGGAAACUGUGUCAAAGCCUCAGGGGAAGACUGAGUUGCGAAGGCAGUACCUGUUGGAGAAGUAUGUUUGGAAGUGGAAGCAGUUCAUGAGGUCCAAAAAAGGUGAAGGCCUCUUCCCUCGUCUGCUCAAACUGAGCCACAACAACUGGCUGCGACAGGUCCUUUUCACACCUGCCACUCAGGCAGCCAGACAGGCAGCUUGCACUAUUGUGGAAGCCCUUACCACAAUCCCCAGCCGCAAGCAACAAGUCCUGGACCUGCUCACGAGCUAUCUGGAUGAGUUGAGUGUAGCUGGAGAGUGUGCGGUGGAGUACCUGGGUCUGUACCAGAAGUUGAUCAAGCCAACACACUGGAAGGUUUACUUGGCAGCCCGUGGAGUCCUGCCCUACAUCGGUAACCUGAUCACCAAGGAAAUCGCCAACCUGCUGUCUCUGGAGGAGGCGACACUGAGCACAGACUUACAGCAAGGCUAUGCCCUCAAGAGCUUGACUGGAUUGCUUUCUUCUUUCGUCGAGGUGGAGUCCAUUAAGCGGCAUUUCAAAAGUAGGUUGGUCGGCACAGUGCUCAACGGCUACCUGUGUCUGAGGAAACUGGUGGUGCAGCGCACUAAGCUCAUCGAUGAGACUCAGGACAUGCUGCUAGAGAUGCUGGAGGACAUGACAACAGGUACUGAGUCUGAAACCAAAGCAUUCAUGGCAGUGUGCAUAGAGACAGCAAAGCGGUACAACCUGGACGACUACAGGACACCCGUGUUCAUUUUUGAGAGACUGUGCAGCAUCAUCUAUCCUGAGGAGAAUGAGGUGACAGAGUUCUUUGUGACACUGGAAAAGGAUCCUCAGCAGGAGGACUUCCUGCAGGGUCGCAUGCCAGGAAACCCCUACAGCAGCAACGAGCCUGGCAUUGGCCCUCUAAUGAGGGACAUCAAGAACAAAAUCUGCCAAGACUGCGACCUGGUGGCGCUUCUUGAAGACGACAGUGGCAUGGAGCUUCUGGUUAACAACAAAAUCAUUAGCUUGGAUCUGUCGGUGGCAGAGGUCUAUAAGAAGGUCUGGUGCCCUACAAAUGAGGGUGAGCCAAUGAGAAUCAUCUAUCGAAUGAGAGGUCUGCUGGGAGAUGCCACUGAGGAGUUCAUAGAGUCACUGGACUCAACCACAGAUGAGGAGGAGGAUGAUGAGGAGGUGUACAAGAUGGCAGGAGUCAUGGCACCGUGUGGAGGACUGGAGUGUAUGCUCAGCCGGCUUUCUGGAAUCAAAGAUUUUAAACAAGGAAGACAUCUGCUCACUGUUUUGCUGAAGUUGUUCAGUUAUUGUGGGAAGGUGAAGAUCAACAGGCAGCAGCUGGUCAAACCAGAGAUGAACACACUCAACGUCAUGCUGGGAACUCUAAACCUGGCUUUAGUGGCAGAACAGGAGAGCAAGGACAGUGGUGGAGCCUCCAUAGCGGAGCAAGUUCUGAGCAUAAUGGAGAUCAUUCUGGACGAAGCCAACGCUGAGAUUUCAGAGGACAAGGGUAACCUGCUGCUGACAGGAGACAAAGAUCAGCUGGUCAUGUUGUUAGACCAGAUCAACACCCCGUUUGUGCGCUCCAACCCCAGCGUGCUGCAGGGUCUGCUGCGCAUCAUCCCAUACCUGUCCUUCGGUGAACUGGAGAAGAUGAGGAUCUUGGUGGAACGCUUCAAACCAUGUUGCAGCUUUGACAAGUACGACGAGGAGCACAGUGCAGAUGACAAAGUGUUUUUGGAUUGCUUCUGUAAAAUCGCUUCUGGAAUCAAAAAUAACAGCAAUGGCCAUCAGCUGAAAGAUCUUAUUCUCCAGAAAGGAAUCACACAGAGUGCACUGGACUACAUGAAGAAACAUAUCCCGAAUGCCAAAAAUCUGGAUGCUGAUGUCUGGAAGAAGUUCCUCUCCAGACCAGCUCUACCCUUCAUUCUCAGAUUGCUCCGUGGUUUGGCUACCCAACAUCCCCCCACACAGGUGCUGAUAGGCACAGAUUCAAUAACCAACUUGCACAAGCUGGAGCAGGUAUCCAGUGACGAAGGCAUCGGCACGCUGGCGGAAAACCUUCUGGAGGCGCUGAGGGAGCACAGUGAUGUCAACCUGAAGAUUGAUGCCGCCCGCAGAGAGACCCGAUCUGAAAAGAAACGGAUGGCGAUGGCCAUGAGACAGAAGGCCCUGGGAACACUGGGCAUGACGACCAAUGAGAAAGGUCAGGUGGUGACCAAGACCUCACUGUUAAAGCAAAUGGAGGAACUGAUAGAGGAGCCAGGCUUGACCUGCUGUAUCUGUAGAGAAGGUUACAAGUUCCAGCCAACCAAAGUCCUGGGUAUUUACACUUUCACAAAGCGUGUGGCCUUGGAGGAUUUCGAAAACAAGCCUCGGAAGCAGCAGGGCUACAGCACCGUGUCGCACUUUAACAUAGUCCAUUAUGACUGCCAUCUGGCAGCUGUCAGGCUGGCUCGUGGGCGAGAGGAGUGGGAGAGUGCUGCUCUCCAGAAUGCCAACACCAAGUGUAAUGGGCUGCUUCCUGUUUGGGGGCCACAUGUGCCAGAAUCAGCCUUUGCUACAUGCUUAGCCAGGCACAACACAUAUCUGCAGGAGUGCACGGGCCAGCGGGAGCCAACGUACCAACUGAACAUCCAUGACACCAAACUGCUGUUCCUCCGCUUUGCUACCGAACAAUCAUUCAGUGUGGACACAGGCGGAGGAGGGCGAGAGAGCAACAUCCACCUCAUCCCCUACAUCAUCCACACUGUGCUCUACGUCCUCAACACUACAAGGGCUACGUCCCGGGAGGAGAAGAACCUGCAGAGUUUCCAGGAGCAGCCGUGUGAGAAAUGGGUGGAGAGCUCAUACGAGGUUGAAGGGCCGCACUAUUUCACCAUCUUGGCCAUGCACAUCUUGCCGCCUGAACGCUGGAGGAGUUCACGUUUAUACUUCCUACGAAGACUCUUGGUCAACGCACACGCCCGCAAGGUCUCAGCAGUCUGCACCAACAAACUCACAGAUAAAGCACCAAAGGAAUAUGCAGUCUAUCGCUCGCCUCUUCUCUUCUGGGGCCUGGUGGAUCUCGUCUACGACAUGUUCAGGAAAGUACCCACCAGCAACACAGAGGGGGGCUGGUCCUUCUCGCUGGCAGAAUAUGUCCGUCACAACGACAUGCCCAUCUACGAGGCCUCAGAGCGCGUGCUCCGGGCCUUCCAGGAUGAGCUCAUGCCCGCCGAGUCCUUGUCAGAAUUCUGUGAUGUUGUAGGUCUCCUCGCUGAAAUUGCAGACCCAGACCUCUUCCUGCAGGAUUUGUUGAACUCUUUGCCCUAAUGGCCAACCUCAACCCACACACACACACACACACACACACACACACACACACACACACACACACACACACACACACACACACACACACACACACCCUGCAAAUAAAGUUGGGACACCUACCAACUGAAAAAAAACAACCAGAUUUUCUCUUUUUACACACUGACCCAUGCCGAGUACACACACGGAGUAUACACCAUGCCUCUUACUCACUUCCCUCCCUCAUAUGACCUCUUCAAAUUAACUUUAAGCAGAAACUAUCUGUUGUCUAAAAAUCAUCCACUUUUGGCAACAUCUCUGUAAUGUUUAACACAAAAACACAAUGGCGGUAAAGGGGGGAACGCACUAAAAUAGAAUUUACGCUUUGCCCCUCUGAUUCAGUCUAGAGUUGAUGACUGAGUUUCUCGCCAAGCUUGAGACAAGAGAUCUGGGACUCUGCUGAGACAGGUUGUGUUACUGCCAGAAUGGCGAGCUGAGAGAAUUUAAUGUUAAAAAAAACCAAUAGUUGUUCGGUUGAUGGGAAUAACUCGUGAAUUCUGUUUUAGGUUGGAAACUUUUUUUGGCUUUCAAACCCCUCUCCCUCCUCCCCUAAUAUUGGGCUGCCAUGUUAAGUUCAACUAAAAAUGUUUGGGGAUUUGACCCACCGCGUGUUAAGAGUGGCAUUUGAUUUUAUCUUCUUUUCCCUUUUGUUUGUUUGGUUGAAGUUUGUUUUUGGUCAGAUUUUUUUUUUUUUAAAUGGCAGAAGGUUUCACUGUCACAUGGUUGCUAACCUGUCCUUUUCUCCGGGGCUCUUGCUGUUGGGUCUUCAUGUAGGUUCGAACUGGAAAUUGAGUGAGGGACAGAAUUUUUUUUUUGGAUUUAGUAUGUUUAAAGUUUAUUUUAUCAACCUCAAAAGCAAAAUGGGGAAAAGAACGAAUAGUUUUUUAUUUUUUUCCAUAAAGCUAUACCUUUGUGACAAAGUGAACUUUGGACUUGUGAAAGAUUCCAUUUGUUGCAAUGAAAUAUCAGACAUGUCUAAAUUAACAAUAAAACAGACCAACAUUAUAUCCUUCAACAUUUUUUUCUUUGACUAUUUAUUUUGUUGUUCAGUUUGAUUUCUUCCCCAGCAGUUUCUUUAUUUCUCGGGCCAACACUCUUGUGUCAAUCCCCAGAAUAGAUUCCUGGAAAGCAAAGUGCCGCUGAGUUUAAUCUUCAGUGAUUGAUUUUCAACAUGCAGACCGUUACUUUGGCGUCCAUGUACUUAAGCAAAAUGCAUGGUGUGAAGUACACCCAGUUUAUUGUUAAUUCGCAUAUUCCCGCUGCUACAAUGUUAAACUGUUGCUGAAUGUCUGCUUUUUGAAUUUAGCAUAUGAUUAAUAAAGCUGUAAUAAUUCCAAAUCA